This is a messenger RNA of Leguminivora glycinivorella, 2958 nucleotides long. RefSeq names its product pancreatic triacylglycerol lipase-like. The transcript is spliced from 7 exons. The record is from RefSeq and is a predicted model, not a curated record. Bases 82 to 1077 code for a protein of 331 amino acids. Lineage: Eukaryota; Metazoa; Arthropoda; Insecta; Lepidoptera; Tortricidae. Gene Ontology annotation, molecular function: lipase activity.
AUAUCGAUAGGGUGCGCAGACGCUGCUAAACGUGUGUAUAAUUUUGUCAACGGCUGUGUCAACGGCAUACAGCUCAUCCUGAUGUCAGUAAAAAAAAUGUGUAGUACGAUAAGCGGCGGCUGUAAACUGUUACUUUUAUUGGGUAUAUUUCAUCGUACACAAGCGGCUUAUUUACGUUGUUAUAAAGGAACUACACUAGACAAUUACGAUGAAGUUCCAUUGUCAAACGCCCCGCUCCUAAUCAACUCAACAUGCCUCAAUCUUGGUCGGCAGACCGUGGCAAUGACAUUUGGCUACAUGGGCAAGGUGGAUGGGCCGUUCACCACGGCUAUUCUCUUGGCCUUUCUAGCCCUUCAAACGAUAAACGUCAUCCUUCUGAAUUGGCAGAAGGAAGCUCAAUCCGGAAUUCUCGGCCCGCUAUUGAGUUAUCCUGGAGCAGUUACGAAUGCCAAAAUAGUUGGUGAUGAUACUGGAGAAGCCAUAACGGCUCUGGUACAAGCUGGGUUCAAUGUGAAACAACUAUACCUCCUAGGAUUUUCCUUGGGUGCCCAUGUCAUGGGGUACGCUGGCAAAAAGGCGAAAGGAUACGGCUAUAGUGUUGGACGCAUCUCAGGUUUGGACCCAGCGAGAGCUUUGUUUGAAAACACACAGAACGGACUGGACAGCUCGAGCGCAGAUCAUGUGGACGUCAUCCACACCGACCCCGGCGGCUACGGUAUCAAUUGCUCGCUGGGCACCAUCGACUUCUGGGUCAACUACAAGGGCAAGCAUAGCACGCAGCCCGGCUGCCCUAAUGGCACCUACCCAAUGUUCAGCUCCGAAGACCUGUGUAGUCACGACCGCUGCUGGAAGCUUUUCAUAGAGUCUCUACAAUCGCCCACGGCCUUCCCAAGCGCCUUUUCGCCAGAUUAUUACACCUGGGCGACAAAUCCCGCCAGCUCGACACGCACUGAAUAUAUGGGAUACUCAGUAAACCUAAGUGCUACGGGCAACUAUUUCCUGACCACAGGGCCGACGUCACCAUACAGCUUGGGGACCCGGGGGCUGUAUCCGAGCGACAACCAGACGACGUCGUGAUGGAGACAUCAGAGACCUUCCAUGGAUGAUCCAUCACCAUCAAAGUGCGGAAAACUAGAAUAACUGUCAACGUCAAAGUCAAGAUUGCUUAUCUUCCUGAAAAUAAUUAUAUUUUUAUCCAAAUUAUUGAUGCAAAUAUAACUUUGUUACCUCAAAACGUUUGAAAAGUGGAAUUUACAGAGCCAAUAUUGUGGACGAAAAUUUAGCGGGCGUCUCGAGGAAAAUUUUGAUAAUGAGAUAAAAGUGACGCAUCCGUCGAACCACGUCCAGUUUACGUGAAUUAGCCCGACUAGUUGUGACCAGUGAUAUACCUACGCAAACCUCACGAAUUUGCAGCCCAACGGAUUAGGCCUCAAAAAAAUGCCCUGGGAAGCCGGCAUAAGGCAGCUUCCAUUCGCUCCCACGAACUGGAAUUUGGACCUCACUACGCUGCGCAACGCCUUUGAAAUGCAUGAAUGAUCCUCUUCAGGCUGAACAAAAUCAUAAUAAUAGUUUUAUUUUCUUUUACCUACUUAUUUACUUUAAAGUUUUUAGUUUAUUACUUGUCUUUUAAUUUAAGUUCCGUAUUGUAGAUGCCCCUCGCAAGCCUUUCCUGCCCUACAGGAACUAUUGCAUCGUCAGAGAAUCUUCUUCGUUGCCCGGAAUGUUCGAAACCAAAUUAUUUUAAAGGCACUAGGGGUCUUAACAUACAUAUUACCAAAAUACACCGAAGAUGCGAUACUCAGCCGUCAACAAGUACUACACCGCCCCAGCCCUGCGUUCCGUCACCUCCAUCAUAUCAGACCACACCUCUACCUGCGUUCUUGUCCUCGGUGCAUGGUGCUCAAAGCCUUAUAGGUAAAAUAUUAGAACCUUCAAUUGGUUCUAUAGAAGCCGCACACUGCUCCGAGGCCAAGAACGUUUGGUCCAUAACCUGUCCAAACACGGACCCGCCUGCCAAUCUCUGUUGGCAGAGGCAAUGGGACGAGCCGCUCUGUCAACUAGUACGGGAAAACCUUUUAAAUACGUCAACUAGUUCGACAGACCGAGCUCGUCUCCUUGCGACUGCGGAGUGGGAGUCGGGUCUGUGGCUACAGGCUUUACCCUCACCAAACAUUGGGACUCUGCUGGAUAACACCACCUUUUGCCUAGCAGCUAGCUUGCGUUUGGGGGCAUCAACAAACCAGCCUCAUCGCUGUCAAUGCGGUACCAUGGUGGACACAUUGGGUCACCAUGGCCUCUCAUGCGCCCGAAGCGCUGGAAGGAUCCCGCGCCACGCCAGUAUCAAUGAUGUUAUCCGUCGGGCCCUUGUCAGCGCGAAAGUGCCAGCAGUCCUGGAGCCCACCGGCCUGGCUAGGGACGACGGCAAGAGGCCUGACGGUAUGACACUGGUGCCUUGGAGCAUGGGUCGGCCGCUAGUUUGGGACGCUACUUGCGUUGAUACACUGGCGCCGUCCCAUGUUCCGGUCACCAGCGUUGCUGCUGGCGCUGCGGCAUCCUCAGCCGAAAGCAUCAAACGCCGCAAAUAUGCCACCCUAGGAACUAGCUACAUAUUUGCGGCGUUUGGUGUUGAGACCUUGGGGCCAUGGGGGCCCAGUGCCCGUCAUUUGUAUAAGGAUUUGUCGUCUCGCCUGAUAGAGACCUCAGGCGACCAGAGGGCUGGCCAGUAUUUCGCGCAACGUAUAAGUAUCGCUAUACAGCGUGGAAAUGCUGCCAGUCUUCUGGGUACCUUGCCCAUUGACGGCGAUUUAGGCCAAAUUUUUUAUUUAUAAGUAGGUUAGGUAUUUAGUUUUAAGUAGUUUUAUCAUGUUUUUAUUUGUUUUAUUCAUAAAGAAUAACUUCUAUUAUUUACAAAUUAUUGUCAGUAGCGAUAUUAAAGUCUGUCUCUUGAUUGUAGAUUUA